AUGAAAAGCACUUUCACCACCCAAAACACUUUCGUCUCUUUGAACUCGUCUUCGAAUAAAUCAUGUUUUUGUGACGUAAGAAUAAUAAAAGCGGAAAAGCAACCUUUACGGGAAACGUCCCGAGACGUGAAGCGAACGGAAUUCGCGCAAAGAGCGAAAACCUAUUUCGGAGGAAGAAUAGACCGUCGGUCGAUACAAACGCAGAAAGUUUUAAAUAAAGAUGCUGUGCUCAAAGACGUGCACGUGAUUUUAUGCGAACCGAAAAUCGCGUCCAAUAUUGGAGCCAUCGCCAGGUCCAUGUGUUCAUUCGAAUGCGAAAGCUUGUCGAUUGUGAAACCGAGAGUGGAAGUGAUUUCGAGAGCGAGCUUGAACGCGAGCAAAGGCGCGCAGCACAUCGUGAGGAACGCGAGGGUAUUUGAAAGUUUAGAGGAGUGUUUAAAUGUGUUGGAAAGAGAAAACGAGGAGGAGGAAAAGGGCGAAGGAGAAGGAGGAAAAGGUUCGGUAUUGCAAAGCGUCGCGUUCUCUCGGUGGAUGGCGAAAGACGAGAACGAGAACGAGGAAAAGAACAACAACGACGGUGAUCAUCACCGAAGACAAAAACACUUCUUCGGCACGAAACAAUUACUCGAAAACCACCCUCGAUCGGUUGCGUUAGUUUUUGGAAGCGAAUCUGACGGCCUUUCCGACGCUCAAGUCGCUCGAGUCGAUUCCGUUUGCGAAUACAAAAUGGGACGUUUGAUCGAAUCGUUGAGCGUAACGCACGCGGCGGUGAUUGCGCUCAACGCGUAUUUUGAAUCCAGGGUACUGAAAGAAGAGUAA
Messenger RNA from Bathycoccus prasinos, 819 nucleotides. RefSeq lists its product with no specific name. The transcript has a single exon. Gene Ontology annotation, molecular function: RNA binding. Lineage: Eukaryota; Viridiplantae; Chlorophyta; Mamiellophyceae; Mamiellales; Bathycoccaceae. Gene Ontology annotation, biological process: tRNA nucleoside ribose methylation. Bases 1 to 819 code for a protein of 272 amino acids. Gene Ontology annotation, cellular component: cytosol. The record is from RefSeq and is a predicted model, not a curated record.